Messenger RNA from Spodoptera litura, 1880 nucleotides. RefSeq names its product bHLH transcriptional repressor hairy (gene hry). Lineage: Eukaryota; Metazoa; Arthropoda; Insecta; Lepidoptera; Noctuidae. The record is from RefSeq and is a predicted model, not a curated record. Gene Ontology annotation, molecular function: protein dimerization activity; DNA binding. Gene Ontology annotation, biological process: regulation of DNA-templated transcription.
ACGAACGCGAUACCGUGCACACGUACCACACGCUCCCCCAAUAAUGCAGUGAUUGCUCACGAACACGUUAGCUAUUUGGAUGUUUAUAAAGUGAAGUGUUAAUUAGUAACUAUGGUGACGGGUAUUGCCGGCAGCCCUCAGCAGGCCGCCUCCAACCCAGUGGUGGUGAAUAUGAGCCCUGCAGCGCAGGUAGAACAGAAAAAAAGUGGUGAUAAUAGAAGGAGCAACAAGCCGAUUAUGGAAAAGCGGCGGCGGGCGCGCAUCAACAACUGCCUAAACGAACUGAAGGCGUUAAUUUUAGACGCUAUGAAGAAAGACCCGGCUAGGCAUGCUAAGUUAGAGAAGGCUGACAUCUUAGAGAUGACUGUAAAGCAUUUAGAAGGCCUACGGUCUGAAGGGGCUGGGUCGCCAGAUCGAUUCCGUGCGGGCUACAGACACUGUGUGACUGAAGUGUCUAAGUUCCAAGGAAUAGAGCCGGCCCUGAAGAGAAGGUUGGUGAGGCACCUAGAAGGUUGCGUCAAUGCUGCAGGUGCCAGGCCAGCUGGAGCUCCCACGCCUCCUUCUGACACUGAAGAUGCUCCUCAAACUCAACAUUCUACUAUUUUUAUAUCUGCUGGACCUGGUUCAGGUGUGCGCCUAGUGCCCACAAGGUUGUCUAACGGCGACAUCGCGCUUGUGCUACCAGCUGGUGUGAACGCGAGCACUUUGGGCGCGAUACCAACCCUAGUACCACUGUCUCCACGAGACGCAUCUUCCUCCACGUCUUCGGAGACGAGAUGCUAUUCCCCAGCCAGCUCUGGUUGGGGAUCACCUCCUCCACCUCCUGAAGAAUCAGCUCCCCUCGCACUUGUAACAAGAAAAGAGACUCCAGAAGAAAAACCUUGGAGACCAUGGUGACACUCCCUUCAUUCCUUACAUAACACUGUGAUAUAUUUUAGCUGUACAUAUAGUAUGUCUCCAUCGACAGAAUAUAGUUCCUAGUGGUAGUUUAAACAGAUUAAAGUAAUAAAUAAUUUUCGCAAAGAAAUAAUAAAGGUACUUCUACUUGAGUUACUUGUUCGGUCAGUUCAGAUUGUGUGAUAGAGUUUAUAAAGAUAAUUUUAGAUGAAAACUUGUCUUUUCCUUUCUGUUUAACGAAAGGUUUAUUUAACUUUUAAGUUCUAGAUAAUAAGGUGUAUAUUCGCGGAUGACAUCUGAAGCAGUAUUUCAUUUAUCAUUACGUAGCGUGACGUAGUGUUAUACGUUAUUCAUUAUAUUAGUUCGUAAAUAACUAGUGCCAUUAAUUAAUUUCGUUCAAUUUACAAUGGAUUAGUAUGCUUAAAGCUUUUGUAAAUAGGAGUUUAUGCAAAUAUUGAGCAGUUGACGGUCAAUAUUUGAAUGCAAUCGAUAUGAUAGGAUUCUGUGUGCCUUAUCCAGCAAAAUCGUAUAGUCUUCCAUUACAUAGGCGUAUGAAUAUAUAAAUGUUUAACAUGUAUAUAGCGGCAAGGAUUAAUUGUCGUAUGAUAAUUGCGCUCAAUAUUCAGUUAGUUACGUUACCGGAAUAAACCAGUAGUCAUUAUUGUCUUCCUUUACCAGUUACCGAACGAGGACAGUUUAUUUUAACAUACAAUUAGUUUUAUUUUUACAUUAUUUGUAUGAGUGACGUAAGACAUAGGCUUUUGUAACAUAACUAAGUUAAAUGCAAGUGAAAUGUAUUUAUGUUUGCAUAUUAUUACAAUUAAAGGAUGUUAGUUUAUUUCGUUUGUAAACAAUAUUGUAACAAUUUGCCGUCUCAAUGUAAAUGGUUAAGAGAAUAAAGUGAUAUUACUUAAGAUUGUGUUUAGCGUGUAAGCAGAUGUACCUAAAAGAAAUAUGCCAUUAAUCUAGAAAUAAAACUAUGA